Messenger RNA from Maudiozyma saulgeensis, 1017 nucleotides. Lineage: Eukaryota; Fungi; Ascomycota; Saccharomycetes; Saccharomycetales; Saccharomycetaceae. The record is from the annotation of a GenBank genome assembly.
AUGACAGGAAACUGGUACGAUAAUUUAUCUAGUGGUAUCAAGGAUGAUACCAGCGCUAUUUGGUCAGCUUUUACGGGAUCACGUGGAAAUCAAGAAUUUUCUUAUACGACAAAUUCUUCAGGUGCUAGACGCGGAUCAGAUGUUAUGUCAGUAAUUUCUGAUACAAAUGAAAAUAAUAUUGAAAACACUCCAAAGACAAUCUUUAAUCGUGGUUUUAGUGAUAUUGAAAGACAAAAAGCUGUUGCAAUUAAUGAAUAUGAUACUGUUCAUCGUAAAUAUACGGAAUUAAUUAAUAAAAUCAAACAAAGUACGGAAUCAACAGGAUUUAAUGAACAAGUUGAAUCCUUGAAAACUCAAUUAAAUGAAAAAAAAUUAAAAUUAGAUCAAGUUUCUGAAAAAUUUAAUAGUUUCAAAGAUGUGAAUUUUAACAGAUUGACUGACGCAAUUACUCCUUCAGAAACAAGAAUUGAAGUUAAUCCUGAUAUUGUUGCAGGUCAAAGUGUAUAUGGUUGGGGUGAAACUGCUCAACAAUUAGGUCAAGAAGAAGUUGAAGAAAAUUUAAAUUUAGCUAAUGAUAAUUAUAAUAAUCCAUCACAAGCACAACAGAGAUUAAAUGAAUUAAAAAAAUUGACUAAAAAUGGUUGGUUUACAUUUAAUGGUGAACAUGCUAAUGAAGAACAGAAAAUGGCAGAAAAUGCAGCAAAAAGUUUACGUGGUUGGGGUGAAUCAGCUGAAGAAUUUUCACGUGAAGAAUUACAAGAUUUAAAAGAGCAAAUGGGUUCGCUUAAAAAAUCAACUUCAAAUCAUUUAGAUGAAGCAAUUAAAAAAUUAAAUGAUGCAGAAUCAAAUUUAAAGGAUUCACAAAAUUCUUGGUGGUCAAAUUCCAGUAAUUCAGAUUCGAGUAUUCAUGAAAGUGCUGUUAAAAAUUAUGAAUUAGCUAAACAAGAAUACGAUCAAGCAAUGAAAGAUUUUGGAAAUUUUGAAAAUAAGAUAAUUAAUGGUAUUCAAACAAAAUGA